Stegostoma tigrinum is the source of this 2886-nucleotide messenger RNA. RefSeq names its product discoidin, CUB and LCCL domain containing 2 (gene dcbld2). The transcript is spliced from 15 exons. Lineage: Eukaryota; Metazoa; Chordata; Chondrichthyes; Orectolobiformes; Stegostomatidae. The coding region runs from base 121 to 2217 and encodes 698 amino acids. The record is from RefSeq and is a predicted model, not a curated record.
AAUUGCCUGUAAACGCUGCAGAGAGAGAGAGAGAGAGAGAGGCAGACAGAGAAAGACUGGGAGCCGGAGUGCGGUCGUUUAAUAACUCCGCCACAUUAUGCCUUCCCUUCUCAUCUCGGCAUGGAGGCUGGGACGCUGAGAGGAAAAGCCAUCAGAAAGCUCGGCAUCUUUUUCUACUUGCUCACAACAUUAAGCAGAGCGUUCGGACAGAAAGGUGAUGGCUGUGGGCACACAGUUCUUGGCCCAGAGAGUGGAACUUUUGCAUCAAUAAAUUAUCCUCAAACAUACCCCAAUAACACUGUUUGUGAGUGGGAGAUACGGGUCCAGCCCAGCCAGACAAUUAUUUUUAAAUUUGGAGACUUUGACAUUGAAGACUCUACCUCUUGUCACCUGAGUUACCUAAGACUGUAUAAUGGAAUUGGUCCAGGCCGAAGUGAAUUUGGUAAAUAUUGUGGACUUGGAAUUCAGGGAGACAUGGUUAUUGAGUCAGAGAACAAUGAAGCCACUGUUCAGUUCAUGAGUGGGAUUCACGUCUCUGGUCGAGGCUUCCUUGUGUCGUACUCUACAUCAAACAUAUCAGAUUUAAUUACCUGUUUGGAUAAAGGGAGCCACUUUACAGAGCCUGAGUUCAGCAAGUAUUGUCCUGCAGGAUGCUUGACCCCUUUUGGUGACAUUUCAGGAACCAUCCCUCACGGCUAUCGAGAUUCGUCUUUGCUGUGUAUGGCUGCUGUUCAUGCUGGUGUCGUGUCAAACUUUCUGGGUGGCCGGAUCAAUGUUGUCUUGAGUAAAGGCAUUCCAUACUAUGAAAGCACUCUUGCAAAUAAUGUCUCCUCAAAACUUGGACCAUUAUCUGCUAGCCUGUUCACAUUCAAGACCAAUGGUUGCUAUGGAACACUGGGAAUGGAGUCUGGUGUCAUUGGAGACAGCCAAAUCAAUGCAUCCUCUGUACUACAAUGGCAUGACCCUUCGGGACAGUUUCAUGUCUGGGGACCGGAAAAGGCUCGCCUGAAAAAGCCUGGUUCACCCUGGGCUGCGUUUCAUACUGAUGAACCACAGUGGCUACAAAUAGACUUGAAGAAAGAGAAGAAAAUAACCGGUAUAAUUACUACUGGUUCCACCCUGGGUGAAUAUUCUUUUUAUGUCUCUGCUUACAGAAUCCUGUCCCGUCAUGAGGGGCAGGAUUGGAAGGUAUAUAAAGAAGCCAACAGUGACCUGGACAUGAUAUUCCGAGGAAACUCUAACAACUACCAGGAGGUUCGCAACAAUUUUAUCCCGCCCAUUGUCGCCCGUUACAUCCAGAUUAAUCCAGUAGAGUGGCAUCAGAAGGCAGCACUGAAAGUAGAGUUAUUGGGUUGCCAGCUGUACCAACCUUCAUUGGCUCGAGCUCCAUCUCAGUCUCUGCCUCCGCUGCGCAGCACAGGAAACCCUCCAAAGUUUGUCGAAACUACAUUUCCAUCAGUAGUCAAGAAUAAUUCAGUGACGCCUAAGGUAACCAAAGAUGUGGCGUUGGCAGCUGUCCUGGUGCCUGUGUUAGUCAUGGUGCUUACUACCCUUAUAGUGGUCCUUGUAUGUGGCUGGCAUUGGAGGAACAGAAAGAAGCCUGUAACAGGGCCAUACAGUCUGCCCUAUUGGGAUCAAGUGGGCUGGUGGAAGGGAAUGAAGCAGUUUCUACCUGCAAAAAAUGCUGAGCCUGAUGACACCUCAGUGCGCUACAACAGCAGUGAGAUGAGCCGCCUGAGAGCCCGGAAUGCCAGCACAGUGAUCCAGACAGAACCUGCAGAAUAUGCCCAGCCGCUUGUAGCAGGAUCCCUACGACAGGGGUCCUCUUUUAAACCAGAGGAAGAUCCAGAAGCAGGAUACAGUGACCCAGAUGGGAACGGUCACUACGAUGCUCCUGUGUCGGAGAUUUAUCAUGCGUACGCAGAACCCUUGCCAGUUUCGAGCCGUGAGUACGCCACUCCGAUCAUAAUGGAAAUUUCCGGUCACCCGACAGGAACCUUGGUCUCUGCGGCAUCCUGUACCUUUAAAUCAGUGGGGAGCACAGGGCCUUCAGUGAUGGGCAACCCAAGCACAUUGUCACCCAGAACUGAGGGUGCCCCUUCGGGCCAGGCUGGCUAUGAUACACCAAAAGGAACGGUAAUCCCAAUGCCUGCAGAGGAACUUGGAUACCAAGUACCGAAUAGUGUACCGCACACAUCAGCAACAUCAGAUGCUUAAGUGAACUUCUGAAAGGAGACAAAAUACAGACGAUAAUUUUGGUGGGGAGAGGAGAAUGAGUUUAAAAGACCAUUGCUGCAGUGAAAUAACUGAUUGUCCAAAGCAAAUAGGUAGGCAAGUUGGGGCCAUGAUGACUGCUAAGAAACUGUUGCCCAUUACCUGUAAUGGAUCAAAUAUGGAUUCUUCUUGAAUGUUGCCGUUGAACUGCAUGUGCCUGGAAUGUAGAGGUUGAUUCAUACUGGUUUAAUGUUUAAUGUCAUCUGGUACUAAAGGGUUAAAUAAUGCUCCACAAUACAGACAAAAAUGUUGAUACUGGUCAGUUCAUUGGGUUUAGUUCAACUCAUUUUAGGCUGUUGACUGCCAGAACCUACUCUGCUGCAAUCUGCAGAAAGGAAACAUCUCUCUCGAUUGCUUACAAACGGGGGCAGGUGUUCAACUGGAGAGGCAGAAGCCAACACUUAACCAUUUUAACAGAGCUCGAUACUGCUGCUCCUCUUAGCCAUGCUGAGGACUGGUUUAGGUAGCUUUUGAUGCAAGCCCUGAAAUUCUUCAAGGAUUCUGCCAGUCUCCUGCUGUGACUCAUAGAGUAAUGAUCCAAACUGCUGGCAAUGGCAAUUUACUGAGAACAAAAAAUGCUGGAAAUCACAGCAGGCCAGGCAGCAUCCAUGG